GGUCGUUUUGCAGGCGAUGCCCCUAGACUGUAAGAAUUGUCACAGACAGGUGGGGUGAAAAUCGGGUUGAGAGAUCGGAGCUUUAGAUGUCCGGCAACGGAGCCGCGGGGUGGUGGCUCUUUCCCAACUUCAGGGUUGCACAUACAGUAGUACCCAGCUUGGGUAGCUUUUGGUGGGGUUGGAACUGCUUGCACUAUUGAACCCCGCGAUGAAAUUUUAUCAUAUUCGUCCGAUCGAAACGCUACCUGCAUUAAAUAUAUCUAUCAUACACCCCCUUGCACAGCGCAACACAUGAAGGAUAGAAGCCGUUCAAGCUCGCUAACAUCCAAUUGAAAGCCCCAUUUCGACUCUCCAGCCAGUCGUAAAUCGUCCGCACUAUGUCUCAGAGGAUCGCCAUCCUCUCUGUCUAUGACAAGACGGGUCUCCUGGAUCUGGCCAAGGGCCUCGUCCAGCAGAAUGUGCGAAUCCUAGCUUCAGGGGGUACGGCUCGGAUGAUCCGUGAAUCUGGCUUUCCCGUAGAGGACAUCUCGGCUAUUACGAAAGCCCCUGAGAUGCUCUCGGGGAGAGUCAAGACCCUCCAUCCCGCUGUUCACGCCGGCAUCCUCGCUCGCAACCUCGAAUCUGACGAAAAGGACCUUGCUCAACAGAGCAUCGACAAGGUCGACUAUGUAAUCUGCAAUCUGUACCCCUUCAAGGACACUAUUGCGAAACCCAAUGUGACAGUUCCCGAGGCUGUCGAAGAGAUCGAUAUCGGUGGUGUAACCCUCAUCCGAGCUGCGGCAAAGAACCACGCCCGUGUUACUAUCCUGAGUGACCCUAAGGACUAUCCCGCGUUCUUGAAGGAAUUAGAGCAGGGUGAGAUCAAAGAAUCCAGUCGUAAUACAUAUGCUCUGAAGGCCUUCGAGCACACAGCCGAUUACGACACUCACAUCUCAGCGUUUUUCCGCUCUCGUUACGCCGAUGGCCAGCAACACAUGGCCCUCCGAUACGGCGCCAACCCUCACCAAAAACCAGCCGCUGCCUAUACAUUAUCCGCGAAUCUUCCUUUCAAAGUUUUAGGUGGAUCACCCGGCUAUAUCAAUCUACUAGAUGCGCUAAACAGCUGGGCUUUGGUCAAGGAGCUGAAACUAGCUUUAGGAAAGCCUGCCGCCGCGAGCUUCAAGCAUGUGUCGCCUGCAGGUGCAGCAAUUGGCGUACCCCUGAGUGCAGAUGAACGCAAGGUAUAUUUCGUUGAUGAUAUUCAGGGUAUUGAGACGUCUAGCCUUGCCCAGGCGUAUGCCCGCGCCAGAGGCGCUGAUCGCAUGAGCAGCUUCGGGGAUCUUAUCGCUUUAAGUGACGUAGUUGAUGUUCCAACGGCAAGUAUCAUCUCCAAGGAGGUCUCUGAUGGCGUUAUCGCCCCUGGCUACGAAGAUGCUGCUCUUGAAAUUCUGAGGAAGAAAAAGGGUGGCAAGUAUCUUGUCCUUCAGAUGGACCCCGAGUACCAGCCUGAUACUAUUGAGACGAGAACCGUCUACGGUGUCACUCUUUCUCAACACCGAAACGACGUCGAGAUCUCACCUGAUUCAUUUAGUCAGACUGUGACACCGAAGGACUUCGUUGUCCCUGAGGCGGCUGCCAGAGACUUGACUGUUGCCACAAUUGCUCUGAAAUACACACAAAGUAACUCUGUCUGUUACGCAAAGGACGGACAGGUCAUCGGAUUGGGUGCUGGACAGCAAUCGCGUAUCCAUUGCACUCGUCUCGCUGGUGACAAAGCCGACAACUGGUGGCUUCGCUUCCACCCACGGGUUCUGGGCAUAAAGUGGAAGAAGGGGACCAAGCGUCCUGAUAAGAGCAACGCGAUUGAUCUUCUAGUAAGCGGCGAGUUGCCUAAGUCAGGCCCUGAACGCGAGGCAUUUGAGGCCACGUUUGAAGAGGUGCCGGCGGCUUUCUCUGAGGAAGAGCGCAAUGACUGGCUCAGCAAGCUCGGCGAGGUCGCCGUGUCCAGCGACGCUUUCUUCCCCUUCGUUGAUAACAUUUACCGUGCGCACCGCUCAGGUGCCAAAUACAUCGCCGCUCCUGGUGGCAGUCAAAACGACUUCGCUGUCUACGAGACCGCCGAAAAACUUGGCAUCGUCUUCGUAGAGCAGAAUAUCCGUUUGUUCCACCAUUAGACUGGGUUAUGUUGCAUAAGAAACUUUUGCUAUAAAGGGAUCUAGGGAGAAGUAAAGAUAGAAAAAACCAAGCUCACGUGAA
Xylaria bambusicola is the source of this 2235-nucleotide messenger RNA. Its product is annotated as AICARFT/IMPCHase bienzyme. Gene Ontology annotation, biological process: 'de novo' IMP biosynthetic process. Gene Ontology annotation, cellular component: cytosol. Lineage: Eukaryota; Fungi; Ascomycota; Sordariomycetes; Xylariales; Xylariaceae. The record is from RefSeq and is a predicted model, not a curated record. Gene Ontology annotation, molecular function: phosphoribosylaminoimidazolecarboxamide formyltransferase activity; IMP cyclohydrolase activity. The transcript has 4 exons. The coding region runs from base 378 to 2153 and encodes 591 amino acids.